AAAGCACCGCAGGGCCGCGGCGGCCGCUCCCUGGCUGGCAGAGCUCGCAAAGAUGGCGGAUUUCCUGCCGUCGCGGUCCCCGCUGUCGGGCUGCUUCCCGGGCUGCCUGCUCAACAGCAGCGAGGCCGAGCAGCAGCGCAAGUCCAAGGAGAUCGACAAGUGCCUCUACCGCGAGAAGACGUACGUCAAGCGGCUCGUCAAGAUCUUGCUGCUGGGCGCGGGCGAGAGCGGCAAGAGCACCUUCCUCAAGCAGAUGCGCAUCAUCCACGGGCAGGACUGGGACCGCAGCGCUCGAGAGGAGUUCCGAGCCACCAUCUAUAGCAACGUCAUUAAGGGAAUAAGAGUCCUUGUGGAUGCUCGAGAGAAACUGCAUAUUCCCUGGGGAGAUCCUGCUAACCAAAAGAAUGGUGACAAGCUGAUGGCUUUUGAUACCCGCUCAGCAAUGGUGGCACAAGGGAUGGUGGAGACCACUGUUUUUUUACAGUACCUUCUAGCAAUUAGAGCCUUGUGGGCAGAUAGUGGUAUCCAGCAUGCCUACGAUAGGCGCAGAGAAUUUCAACUGGGAGAAUCUGUAAAAUAUUUUCUGGACAACUUAGAUAAACUUGGAGAACCAGAUUACCUUCCCUCCCAGCAAGAUAUUCUACUGGCAAGAAGACCCACAAAAGGGAUCCAUGAGUACGAUUUUGAGAUUAAAAAUGUCCCCUUCAAGAUGGUUGAUGUAGGUGGCCAAAGGUCAGAGCGAAAACGUUGGUUUGAGUGCUUUGACAGUGUCACCUCAAUACUAUUCCUGGUUUCAUCAAGUGAAUUCGACCAGGUACUUAUGGAGGAUCGACUAACAAACCGCCUUACAGAGUCUCUGAACAUUUUUGAAACUAUAGUCAACAAUCGAGUUUUCAGCAACGUCUCCAUCAUUCUCUUCCUAAACAAGACAGACUUGCUUGAGGAAAAAGUGCAAAAAGUUAGCAUCAAAGACUAUUUCCCAGAAUUUGAAGGGGAUCCCCACUGCUUAUUAGAUGUCCAAAAAUUCCUGGUGGAUUGUUUUCGUACCAAGCGCCGGGAUCAGCAGCAGAAGCCCUUAUACCACCACUUCACCACUGCUAUAAAUACAGAAAACAUCCGCCUUGUGUUCCGUGAUGUCAAGGAUACCAUCCUUCAUGACAACCUCAAGCAGCUCAUGCUACAGUGAUGGGCAAGAAGACUUUGAUUUGUGUUAGUUGUUUAUAGCAGGAGUUGGAAG
Molecule: messenger RNA, 1237 nt
Organism: Euleptes europaea (tarantolino)
Lineage: Eukaryota; Metazoa; Chordata; Lepidosauria; Squamata; Sphaerodactylidae
Gene: GNA13
Product: G protein subunit alpha 13
Exons: 4
Coding region: 53-1186 (377 amino acids)
Biological process (GO): Rho protein signal transduction; adenylate cyclase-activating G protein-coupled receptor signaling pathway
Cellular component (GO): heterotrimeric G-protein complex; brush border membrane
Molecular function (GO): G-protein beta/gamma-subunit complex binding; GTPase activity; guanyl nucleotide binding
Source: RefSeq, a predicted model, not a curated record